Molecule: messenger RNA, 5393 nt
Organism: Hydractinia symbiolongicarpus
Lineage: Eukaryota; Metazoa; Cnidaria; Hydrozoa; Anthoathecata; Hydractiniidae
Product: probable cytochrome P450 12a5, mitochondrial
Exons: 3
Coding region: 2754-4244 (496 amino acids)
Molecular function (GO): monooxygenase activity; iron ion binding; heme binding
Source: RefSeq, a predicted model, not a curated record
ACUCUAGGCUGCAAAUGUGCUUGUGUGUUGAUCAGAGUUCUGUUCCUUGCUGUGUCAGCUAGCCCCGUGAGCAACAAAUUAUUAGUCCGUCGCGCGCCGGAGAUUAUCAGAAAGAGAAAAAGAGCCUGGGAGGAGGAAAUGAGACCGGAGAGAUUCUGAAAGAGAACGCCUGAUACUGAGAUUGUGAUGUUCCAAGCUGUAAGCAAUACUACGUAAGUAUUUCAUGAUAAUAAUUGUUUAAUAAUUUACGCAAAUAAUCGGUCCGUUGUCGAAAUAUCAAAUUCGUCGAGAUGAAUAAAAAUAGACCAACUUUGUAUAGCAUAGCCCCUUUCUGUACAAUCAUAAAAACUGCACAACCUAGUAACUCCGAUCAACCUCGAACGGACAACAUUAUUUUGCAGCACAUGAAUGUCCGAAAAUUUUUAGUGUUUUGUUUACAUCUAAAGCUAUUACUCUGACCUUGUGGAAACAUCCUAUGUUUUAAAGGAGAAAAGUGCUGUGUUGUGUGUGUGAUGAACACUCGAAUCAAAAUGAGCAAUGUAACAAAAUUGGCAGAUCUCACUCAGAAAGCCGUUUCAUUUUCGUUAUUUGCUGGGUCGAUAUAUUUGACUGGAAACUUUCUCUACAGAUAUAGAAAUAUAAGAAAAGAAAGGUCAGAAAAAGCUUUAUCUGUUGCAAUGGAAACAGAUUUAAUAAACCCAGAAACAAUGUCAUUGCCAUUGACAGAGAAUGUACCAUCUGGUGAAAGCACUUAAUCAAACAAUAAGAAUCAUCAUCGGCUAAAAAUUAAUAGCAUCCACCCUGUGUUGGCAACUUACUAAUAAUGUAAAGGCAAUGGAUUUCUUUAAAACGUUUCACUACUUCUAAAAUUAUAAUGGUUUAGAUGUAAUUUUUUGUAAAUUUGUUGCAUGAUGCAGUCAGAUUGUUAUUGGUUUGUUUACUUUCUUCUUAACCAAAACCUAGUCAAUUUUUUCAAUUUUAAAAUAGAUUCGUAUUUUUUUCAACUUUUAUUGUUGAUUUAAUGAACUUUGUAUAAUUAAGUCAGCAAAAUUAUUUUUUGAGCAUUACUUAAUACCAUAUAAAUUGUAUAGUUUAAUUUUACAAAAAAAUAUGCAGUAUUAUGGAAAUUUUAUUACUUGACAUCAAUCUUAUCACUAUAUUUAAUUUUAAGGGGCAAAGUAAAACACUUUGCCUGGCAAACUAUUUUAUUUUCAUAAUUAUGCUUAAACUAAGAAGUUAUGGUUUUAUCAGGUGCUUAGGAGGUUUCUUAUUGUGUUCAAAAUUCCUUAAAGGAAACCCUAGGUAUAAAAUAAUGUUGGGUUUAUAUUAUAGAGCUUAAAAAGUCUUUUUAUAUUUUGAAUCCCGAGCUAUUGGGUGCUCAGCAAAAAAAUAAAAUGCCUGGGACGAGCAAACAAUUGUCAUUUUGCCGAAAAAAAUUAUGUUAAUCAAUUCACCUUUAUAAUACCUAUGCAUUGAUAAAGUUUGAAUGCAUACCUUAACAGGUUUAAAAUUACUGAUGACGGAAAAUAUCAAAAUUUGCUAUGACAUAAAUAUGACAUGAUAAUUUAUGCAGCAUAAUUAAAUCUGAAAUUCUUUAAAUGUGAAUAUCUUGAGAACGAAAAGAGCUUUUUAAAAAAAUUAAAAGACUUGUUAAUCAUCAUAACAUUAUUUUAUACCUCAGGAUCCCUUUAAUAUUUAUAAGAAUAUUAUAUCACCUUUUUGGAAAUUAAAUAUAAUUUUCUUUAGAGAGAAUGGCGCGAUUGCUUAUUAGGCAAAACUUGACCUGUAAACAUUCAGGGUGCACGUGCACGAAAGUUCAAUAGAUUUCGCGGAAUUUAUUUUCACAGGUAAUCAAAAAUUAGUCAGAUUUUUUUAUUUCAAAAAUUGAGUACCUCACCCAAAGAUUUUCAGUACGUCUUAGUGAAAUAAAUAGAAAUAUGCAACACAAAUUUAUUUCCAUAGUUUGCUACUUUUUUUUUUAUAGUAUGUAUAUUGCCUUAGCAAACUUUAAUUCUGCAUUUUUUUUUUUUCUCUCGCAGAAAUUAAAUCUACUGUGAAGAAUACACCUCCCGAAGCAGAAUUGUUUAUAAUUUUUUUCUGAUAAAUGAUAAAAUCUGUAAAUUUCUUUCGUGUCGAAGCUUUUAACACGUGCUUACAACCAUAAAUUAUAACCGUCACAUACGUGGUAAAGUAAACACAUUUUGUGGUAAGCUUACUUUCUUUCCUUUACAACCUCAAAAGUACUUUGCUGGAAUACCUACAAAAUCAUCAGUUAUCGCAAAUACAAGCGCGAUUCCCGGUUUUCGGGCUAAUAUCACGAGAUAAUGGUGAUACAUAAGGAAAAAGGAAAGAGCGAAUAACUAAUUUCUAAUUUUGUAUAGCUGGUUUAUAUAUUUUACAUUUAUGACUAUCUGUUUAACCAUUUAGUUCCUUAUAAAAAAAUAGGUUUAAUAAUAUUAUAGUCUUAGUAAAGAUCAUAAAGAUAUUUAAUUACAAUAUCUCCAUCGCAGAGUCCAAUAAAAUUAAAAUAAGCGAUAUAUAGACAAGCAAGAGGGAGAGUUGUUUACAUUUUACUGUAUUUAACCAUUUGAAACAAUAAAAUUUGCAAUGUCAUGAAAACAUAUACAUCACGAGUGGAAUUGUACUUGCAUCAAGUUUAUAAUUGUAGUUUUUAUCUUGAUGCAGUGUUUAACAAAUAAUCAGGAGUGUUUAUUGAUCAACGAGAAAAUUGUUAACGAAAACUGUUCUGUAAAAUGCACUCCUCUUCUGUAAGCCGCGUGGUUAGGUUCGUUAACCACACGAACAAACACCGCGUCACAGCUUCGCAUCAUUUCCGUUAUGUGCACAAUGCCGCAGUAACACAGGAAGACACAGUUAAACCAUACGAUGAAAUUCCAAGAGUUACAAGCAAUUUAGUGACAAUAGUGGAUUUUGCGCGUAAAAAAUACAGCAAUGCAAAAUUUCAUGAAUUUCUGCAAAAUAGAGUUUCGGAGUAUGGCGAUAUUUAUGUUGAAAACAUCGGAUAUUCUGGCGAAAAGGUGUACACUGCCAAUCCGGAUGACUGGAAAAUAUUGUACAAUCAAGACACCAAGGACCAACCUGCGCAACGUGAAUCAUUCUGGGCCUUUGCGAAAUAUCAUCGAAUGCGUGGACUACCUCGGCCCCUGUUUGAUCUAGAUGACGCAGAAUGGCACAGAAGAAAAGAAGCCCUACGUUCAUUGCUUAUUCCCAGAGAAGUAGCCAAGGUGGUUCCAAAAUACGUUGAUAUUACCAAUGAUUUUAUAGACUUUCUUGAAGGGAAUCUAACUCGAAACAACACUCGCGUUGUGGAAGACUAUCAUCGCUCCUUGAGUCGAUGGACGUUUGAAUGCGCUGGAAUGACGGUGUUCCAAGAACGUUUUGGUAUGCUGCAAGAGUAUGAGAAUAUUGAUGAAACGGUGAAGAUGUUCUAUGAAGCUAACUUGGAUUUGAUCGAUCGUUGGUGUCUACUAGAGACCGGUUCUCUUCAUCACAGGAUUAUGUCAACAGAUUUGUGGAAAGAAUUUGUGAAGACUUCAGACGACACCUUCAAAGCUGCAUCUAUAUUUUUAAACAAAAGUAAACAGCAUAUUGUUGAUCCGGAUGCUAGUCUCGAUGAAGUUGAAUCAUUAGUAUUAGCUGUCGAUGUUCUACGAGCCGGCAUCGACACUGUCUCCAAUGUGGCUAUAUGGGCUACCAUAGAGUUAUCUAAUAAUCCUCAUAUUCAGGAGAAACUGUACGAAGAAUUGAAAACUGCUUUGGGUGAUUCGGAAAUUACAAGCUCAACUCUUCAAAAACUACCUUACCUUAGAGCUUGUCUAAAAGAAGUACACAGGACAAGGCCACUUUUCCCAAUACAAAGCCGAAUGACUUUGCGCGAUGUUGUUCUGUCCGGUUACCAUGUUCCAUCCGGAACAAAUGUCGCACCGCUCCUUGGCUUUUAUAAUAAAGAAAGGUACUUUAAAAGUCAUGAUGAAUUUCAACCGGAGAGAUGGCUUCGUUCGAACGAAGAUAAAGGGAAUCAUCAUCCUUAUGCCAUCCUGCCGUUUGGUCAUGGUCCAAGAAGUUGUAUCGGGAGAAGAAUCGCUGAAAAUCAGUUGUUACUAUACUUGGCUAAAUUAGUUUUAAAAUACAAAAUAUGUCCGACUAAAGAUUACAACACAAGAUACGCCUUCUUCGUCGUCCCUGAAGGUCCUGUUGAUAUGAAAUUUGAGAAACGAAACUAAAUGACCUUCUCUUAAAUAGAUUAGGGAACUUUUGUCGUUGUUGUUGUUGUUGUUGUUGUUGUUGUUGUUGUUGUUGUUGUUGUUGUUGUUGUUGCGAUCAAACCAUGAAUUUUUACUAAUAAAUUUUAUCGAAGAUAAAUCACAUUAGUAGUGAACCAAGAAUAAAUAUGGAAUUAUAUAUAUAUAUAUAUAUGUAAAAUAACAUACUAAAUGCCUCACUCCUGCGUUUUUUAUGCCACUCUGACUUUUAUAAAGCAGAUUUUAAAAGAAAUUAAUUACCUCGGGAGAGCGAAACAUAUUUUUGGAAGAUAAGUGGUCCUGUGCGGAAUUUAUUUUCGAGAAUUGCUAUAUCUCCCGAAAUUUGAAGAAUUUAUUUUUUGCGAACGUUGAAAAUUUAGUAAUUCUUAUAAAAGCAAAGUCAAUGUUUUUUCUUAACAUAUUUAGAAACUUCUUAACGCAUUUAGAAAAACAGAUAUUUUUAAAAUAUCAAAAAAACUCAAAAGCUAAUUUUCCGAAAUCGAAGUACGAAGUAAGUAUAAAUAUUUGGCGGUCAAAUCCGCAAAUAUUUGUUUCCCUAAGGAUACUUUUUAAUAUGACAUAAAAGCUCUUGAUUACGUUAAAUGAUAUGUUUAUUUUAAUAGUUUUUGAUAUGUCGUCAUCACGAGAAAAUUGAGUGAGUUCUCUUUUAUUUAAAAAAAUAUGAUGCCAUUCUUCUGUAAGAAACCAGGAAAGAAUAGUCAAAAUGGAAAAUCACGUUCUAAGGUCAGAAUACUGGAAAAGGUUUAAUUUAGCGCCCUCUUUCAGAGCUAGCAUCCCUUUUUUAAACAAAAUAUUUUGAUAAGUAUCCUUUAAGCUUUUGAGAGCCUAUUUAAAUACAAACUUAGAACCAAAGGAGCCAACAUUUGUCAGUUUUUUGUUUUAUUCAAAAAUAGCUGUUCUUGUAAAAUUAUUUGAACUUAAAUUCCGUGUAUCUAUCGGUGAAAAAAAGUCUGUAAAAAAAGUGAUAAUUUUGGCCUCAGUGGCUAAUAUUUUUUACUGAUUAGAAUUUUUAAGGAUUACGGUUUUUUAAUCAUUUUUGGUGUUUCCUCAGUGUAAAAACAAAAUGUUUUAAAGAUGAAAGUAAUUGGGUCGUUUGGAGUUACAUAAAAA